AGGGGAGUCCCCAUUACCUGUAAAGCACUUUGAGUGGAGUGUCCAGAAAGGAACUAUUAUUCACGUCAUUGGUUAGAAAAGGGGCAUAUUAUUUUCAGUUGAAAAAUGCCAAGCAUACAGCAGAUAAUCUUGUACAUCAUCUCAGCUCGUAGCUCAGUAAUUGUGCGGCUGUGGAGCCGGUGGUUUACCCAUUCCCAAUGUGAUCUUCACGUUACAAAAUCCUCUACCCAUCCUUCCCACUGCGCUUUCGCUGAGAAUGCAUUGUAGUGAAUUACAGCGGCCAAGAAGGGAAGUGUCUUUCCCCCAUUGUCUUUUAAAGAUGUGGCUCCAGUGCUGCCGUUUCAAACAUAUUUUCCAGAGAUCACAACAAAUUGGCGCAAUGGCAAAUGUGUCACCGUCCUUCAACAUUAGUUUAUCUUAGUUAAAUAACCGAGAAACAUUAAUGCGCAGCAUUUCCCCCAUUCUCACGCGACUUCUCACAGGAACAGGCAGAAUGAAACGUUCAUCGGGAUUUUGACCGCCGAGACAGACUGAUUACCUCCUCGAAACGUUUCUCGCCAACUCGCAAUGUUCGUGCUUAUGUUACCCAGUUGUCGCACACGACAGAUUUACGACUCAAUCCUUCGGUACUCCCGGGCCCUCACAGAAAAGGGGGACUGCAACUUGGAGCUGCAGUACGUCCCAGAAAUGUCGCAGUGUGCCUUUAAAAGGUUGAGCUGUCUGUAUCUGCCGUAGGCGGGCGUUUCUCGGUUCUUUAGACUGUUUCCUUGUCCUACGCAGUUCCACAGUCCGGCGAAGGUACUAGCACCUUGCGCCAUGGAGCUGACAGACAAACCCCCACACUGGGGAGUAUACUUUUUCGAAAAGAAGACGGUCAUACCCAUCCUAAUUUGCUUGAUUUCUCAGGUCUGCAGGACGCGUGCGGAGGACAGCGCUAUGGAGGAACUUACCACAGAGAAGGAGGCUGAAGAAAGCCAUAGGCAGGACAGUGUGAAUUUACUGACAUUCAUCUUAUUGCUGACAUUAACAAUCCUAACCAUCUGGCUUUUUAAACAUAGAAGAGUCCGUUUUCUGCACGAGACUGGUCUGGCUAUGAUAUACGGUUUGCUGGUGGGCGUCAUCCUGCGCUAUGGGAUUCCCUCCACGAGCUAUCACAACAAGACCCCCCCCAGCUGUUCCCUGCAGGACCGGCCCGUCAGCACGCUGCUCCUCAACAUCAGCGGCAAGUUCUUCGAGUACACGCUGAAGGGCGAGAUCAACUCCAGGGAGAUCCACAACGUCGAGCAGAACGACAUGCUGCGAAAGGUUACGUUUGAUCCUGAGGUUUUCUUCAACAUUUUAUUACCGCCAAUCAUUUUCCAUGCUGGAUACAGCCUCAAAAAGAGACAUUUCUUCAGGAAUUUGGGCUCGAUCAUAACAUAUGCUUUCCUGGGAACUGCAUUGUCCUGUUUUGUGAUUGGGAACCUCAUGUACGGCGUGGUGAAGCUCAUGCAGGCAGUGGGGCAGCUGACUGACAAGUUUUACUACACCGACUGCCUCUUCUUUGGAGCCAUCAUCUCGGCUACCGAUCCAGUGACGGUCCUGGCCAUUUUCAAUGAGCUCCAUGCAGAUGUGGACCUGUAUGCCCUCCUGUUCGGGGAGAGUGUCCUGAAUGAUGCCGUGGCAAUUGUGCUUUCAUCGUCUAUCAUGGCAUACCAACCCACUGGAGCCAACACCCAUGCUUUUGAUGCUGCUGCCUUCUUCAAAUCGGUUGGCAUUUUCCUUGGUAUCUUCAGCGGCUCGUUUGCGAUGGGCGCCGUCACCGGAGUGGUCACUGCUCUAGUGACCAAGUUCACUAAGCUGCAUUGCUUCCCUUUGCUGGAGACGGCGCUCUUCUUCCUCAUGUCCUGGAGCACCUUCCUCCUGGCCGAGGCCUGCGGUUUCACAGGUGUGGUGGCGGUUCUGUUCUGUGGGAUCACCCAGGCCCAUUACACGUACAACAACCUGUCCGAGGAGUCGACGAAAAGAACCAAGCAGCUCUUCGAGGUUCUGCAUUUUCUGGCUGAGAAUUUUAUCUUCUCCUACAUGGGUCUGGCCCUCUUCACCUUCCAGAACCACAUCUUCAGUCCGAUCUUCAUCUUGGGAGCUUUUAUUGCGAUCUUCAUAGGAAGAGCCUGCAACAUCUACCCUCUCUCCUUCCUUCUCAACCUGGGAAGGAGACACAAGAUUGGCGGGAAUUUCCAGCACAUGAUGAUGUUUGCAGGCCUGCGGGGAGCCAUGGCGUUCGCGCUGGCGAUCCGGGACACGGCCACGUACGCCCGUCAGAUGAUGUUCACGACCACCCUGCUCAUCGUCUUCUUCACGGUCUGGGUGUUCGGGGGGGGCACCACCCCCAUGUUGUCAUGGCUACACAUAAGAGUUGGGGAAUAUGUGUCGUCCUGUGAAGAGGAGUCCGGUAGGCCAUGGCAGUAUUUAAGGGUUGGCGUGGAUCCGGACCAGGAUCCUCAGCCCUGCGGCGACAGCUUCCAAGUGCUUCAAGGAGAUGGGACCCAGCCGGAAGGUGGGAGCAAAACGAAACAAGAGAGUGCCUGGCUCUUCAGACGGUGGUACAGUUUUGAUCACAAUUACUUGAAGCCAAUCCUGACGCACAGUGGGCCUCCUCUCACCUCCACUCUACCUGCCUGCUGUGGGCCUCUGGCUCGAUGCCUGACCAGUCCACAGGCCUACGAUAACCAGGAGCAGCUGCAUGACGCCGACUCUGACCUCAUCCUCAACGAUGGCGACCUCACGCUGACCUACGGCGACACGGCCAUCACUGCCAACGGGGCGUCAGCCGGCCGCGGCUCGGCGGCAGCGGGGCUGGAGAUCAACGGCAGGCGGGGCGGGGGCGGCGGCGCCUCCGAGGAGGCCCUGGAGAGGGAGCUGGAGGGCGGGGACCACGAGGUGCUCAGCCGGGGCACACGCCUGGUGUUCCCCAUCGAGGACCACGCCUGACCCCCCUCUUCCUCUCCCUCUCCACCCUCCUCCCUCCCCCCCCCCCACCCACACCCCCUCCGCAAAGCCCAGGACCCCGACUAGAGCCCAGCCGAGGGCAGGGACCGCGCAAUGGGGGGGCUGGUUCGAGACCCGUCGUGUCCCUGGGGGAAGAGGCCCUGUGGGCCGGCCUUCCCCUGAUCAUCCAGUCUUAGCUCUCGUUUUAGGAGCGAGGAAAAAAAAAAAGUACGGCAUUUCGUUCUUCUCAAGGGCGGACUGAAGGAAAAUGGGAGCCUCACUCACCCCCCCCACCUUCCCUGUGAAAGGGGUCUUCAUCGGCGGCGAGACGACGUACUGUUUGUGGGCUGGCUGUGGUUUUUUUCAAUGCUUGUGUGAAAAGGAGAAUUCCCAGAACGUAAACCGCAGAACUCUGGAACCUUUUGGGAAAUUAGUCCGGCACACAACUGCUGUACCUCUUUUUAGAGGUGUUACUAGAUUUUAAAGGAGAGACGCUUAACUGAGCUAGGACCCAUCACUUCAUCGUAAAUCAUUCAAGCACAUUUAAAUGCCGAGCAGAGGUACAGAUCUGUGCAGCCAAUCCAUUGUCCUCAUUGUGUUGCAUUGCUGCUAAAAAAGACUCUCGAAGAAAGGCCAGCAGGUCACCACACCUCUGCUAUCUUGUGAGCCAUAACCUCCGCUAAUCAACUGGAAGAUCGCAGUACGCAUGAAACUAAACCAAUAAAUGUAAUCCCUUUUUUUUAACAAGUGCGGUGGCUAUCAUAUCAUCCCAUACAGACCGAUGGACAGUAAAAGUGACAAUGUCAUUCAAUCAGUUGUUUCGGGUUUCUAAGCAUUGCAGAAGACAUUAUGACAUUUUUGUUUUUGCUCUAGAUGCAAGAGCCAGAAAUGGGUGCAAGCAAUGUCUAAAUGCUCUUGCGUGUGUACAUAAAGAAUCCAUUUGUAUAUCAAGGCAUUAUUUCACACGAGACACGUGGGUCAAGAACAUGAGAAGUCCUGUUAAAGUGACAAUGUUUUAUCAUGAAUAGUUAUAAUGCUUUUAUUUAUAGUCCGUGGUAGACAGGCAUUGUGGCUUACUUGUGAGACCAGAUACCAAUGUCUUCUGCAACUAUUGCUUUUGUCAAAAUGCGAAAUGCCUGGAACUGCCCUUUCACUGCAUCGACAGUAAAAGCACUGUUUGAAUCACACUUGUACUACUAAUAGGAGCCCUGCUGAUCUUCACAUAGAUGUGCUGUUUUUUUAGUCACCCACACUCUGUUUUUCUGGGAUCGAAGCACCCUAUCUGAACAAGACGUGUGGUGCUUUUCGGUCUCCCCAAAGGCACUAGAACAGAGGCUGGGGCAGCAGACUGCAUUAUUCCUGCAGCCAAAACAGUACCUAUUUUCUUCUCAGAAGGCAGGCUCCCUGAGCUCACCAUAAUACAAAGUCAUGAAAUCUGACAGAAUUGUGUUGGAGCAAUAUCCUGGUCUGUGUUAGCCACUGUAGAUCAGUAGUGGGUAUUGCUUUUGAUUUAAUGACCAGGGGGAGAAAUCAAGAAGGCAAAGAAUGCCGAGAUUUUGGCAGCAUCUUUUUUCCCCUCAAACAACAGAGAAGUAAGAAUAGAUGUGUUUAAUAAUCAAGAACAAAUGUUUUAAUGUAUUUAAACCUUCCCGUACCUCACCUCACGAUCGAUAGUAUUUCUCUUUUCAUAUAAAGGGCCGGUUCAUUAACAUUUGUGAAGGUAAAAGAUCUCCUGUAGCCUGUGAUCUUUUCAUAGGAGGAUGCCUAACCAUUCUGGCCAAUUUCCUGAACAGAUUUUCUGCAUUGGCACAAAGGAUGCUUAAAGUGGUUUCCCUGCAGUUGUCCUGUUAUAGCAGAAAAAUCUGCAGCACUGCAUGUAGUGAGUGUUGUUAGUGAAACUGCUCUCCCGUGUAUAGAGCACUCCUACUGUAGUUGGACUGCAGCUGUUCUGAAUGAGACCAUCCUUGGGGAAUGAAUAAAUGGUUGAAGGUCCUGUGUAGUUAAGAUGUCCUGCUUACUAACUGUUCAGAAACCUGAGGAUUUUCUGAAUUUGAAAAUGAAUAACAAAUGAAAUCAUCAAAGUUUCUAAAGUCAUUGUGAGUACUUAAUACUAGUAAAAAAAAAUCUGUGCACACUAACUUUUUCAAUUGUCACUUUGGGUCUCUUAAAAUGGUGAUAAUGUAUACAGUGAGCUCCAAAUGUUAUAAUCCGUACCCGAGGAUCAAUUGCACUUUUAAAAAGAUCCGAAUUUUCUCCUUGUGAGUUUGUCAUUGCUUCAGCCUUGUGGCCGAAGCAAUAGGGAGUUCUAAUGGGGACUGCGCAUCACUGGUGAGUGAAUAGUCCCUCCAAGACGUUAAGUGCUUUGGGAUCCUUUGCGUUGAAGAAACAUUGUAUAAAUGCAGUGAAUAAUAAUGUUUUAAUUCUUCUAAUCAUGAAAACAUUGUGCUUCAUAGGCUUCUUUGUGCUAAGUCAUUACAAGGACUGUUUCAGCUUAAAGCCUGACUGUACAGAAUGUUAAAAGGCUACAGUAUCUGUCUUAAGCUCAUAAGAAAAGGUCAAUGUGGACAGCACUCAUUACUGUUUAAUGUACUGUUUAUAGCAUCUUACCUGAACUGCUGUAAACUGUUGAUGCUGACUUCUUGAAAGUUAAAACUUUCCUUCCAUUUCUGGAGCCCAAUCUACAGACCUUUGUGAAUUAAUUUAAAUAUCCCAAAGGCUCAACAGCCAGUGAAUAUGUACCAGUCAUUGAUAGUAUGAUAGGAUAACAGUCUGCAUCUUUGGUCUGUGUUUUGGGUUAUUGGAAGGGGACAAGAACAAAAAUCUGUAUAUUUCCAUUUUUUGAAGAGGCCACUUUUAGGAGUACUCAGAACUAGUUAUUACUGACUAUAGCUUAUACAUUCUAAAGAAUUCACUUUUGAUAUGGGUUAUCAGUUGAGUUAUUGCAGCUAUGGUCUCAAACAACAGGAGCAAGGUUUAAUACUGUGAAAACUGUACGUCUCUAACUGAGUUUCUUUGCUGUUUUGAACUGUAUGAUACCUGAGUAGGAGUAGGGCUGUCCCCCUCUUACGGAACAAUCAAUGGAGUCAUUCCUUUUCAGCUUUGCGUGUCCUCCUUAGCAACGUGUGUACUGUGAAUCCUGCAGGGAGAUCACUCUUCCUGAUGCACUCAUUGAGGCUCGUAGGAAUACCUUGCAACUCUGUUUCAUUUGAGAUGUUCUGCAUGUGAUAUAUCUGUCAAUAAAAGCUGUGCUGCAGGCUGGUA
Lepisosteus oculatus (spotted gar) is the source of this 6231-nucleotide messenger RNA. RefSeq names its product solute carrier family 9 member 7 (gene slc9a7). The record is from RefSeq and is a predicted model, not a curated record. Gene Ontology annotation, cellular component: plasma membrane; recycling endosome. Lineage: Eukaryota; Metazoa; Chordata; Actinopteri; Semionotiformes; Lepisosteidae. Gene Ontology annotation, biological process: proton transmembrane transport; sodium ion import across plasma membrane; regulation of intracellular pH. Gene Ontology annotation, molecular function: sodium:proton antiporter activity; potassium:proton antiporter activity.